UAUCUCUAUAUGUAUAUGUAUAUACACAUCUUUCCUUCUUUACAGAUCCAAUUAUCACUCUCUUUCUUUAUUUCUUUGUCUUCAUAUAUAAGUUAACUUUUAACUUAACAAGAUCAGAUCUUUUUUCCAAGAUUCCAUUAAUUGGUAUGUUAGGGUUUAUACCCAAUUGGGUUUUUGUUUUUUAACCUCAAAAUUACCAUAAAAAUGCUUAAUUUUGUGAUUUAGUUGCAAUUUUAAGCAUACCCAUGUUAAUGCCCACCAACUGUUCUACGUAAUUCCGCUUAGAAGAUUGAAAUUUAUAGACUUUCUUCUUGCCUUUUCAGGUCUAGAGAAGUAAAAUGGCAACACCGGUAGAACCACCAAAUGGUGUUAGAACGGAAGGGAAGCAUUACUUUACUAUGUGGCAGGCAUUGUUUGAAAUCGAUACAAAAUAUGUUCCUAUCAAGCCUAUUGGAAGAGGUGCAUAUGGUAUUGUGUGUUCUUCUGUUAACCGUGAAACUAAUGAAAAGGUUGCGAUUAAGAAGAUACAUAACGCCUUUGAUAAUCGAAUUGAUGCUAUGAGAACUUUACGUGAACUUAAGCUUCUUCGUCAUCUUAGACAUGAAAAUGUUAUUGCUUUAAAAGAUGUCAUGGUGCCGAUCAAUAGAAGAAGUUUUAAAGAUGUCUAUUUGGUUUAUGAGCUUAUGGAUACGGAUUUGCAUCAGAUUAUUAAGUCAUCUCAGGCUCUUACAAAUGAUCACUGCCAAUAUUUCCUCUUUCAGUUGUUGCGAGGCUUAAAGUAUCUCCACUCGGCAAACAUUCUCCACCGUGACUUGAAGCCUGGGAAUUUACUCAUUAAUGCAAAUUGUGACCUAAAAAUAUGUGACUUUGGGCUUGCAAGAACCCGAAGUGGUACAGAUCAGUUCAUGACUGAGUAUGUAGUUACUCGUUGGUACCGAGCCCCAGAGCUCCUCCUAUGCUGUGACAACUAUGGCACCUCAAUUGACGUUUGGUCAGUUGGGUGCAUCUUUGCUGAGCUUCUCGGAAGAAAACCGUUGUUUCCGGGUACAGAAUGUCUCAACCAAUUGAGAUUAAUUAUCAACAUUCUUGGCAGUCAAAGAGAAGAGGAGAUUGAAUUUAUUGAUAACCCCAAAGCAAGAAAGUUUAUAAAGUCUCUUCCUUUUUCACAAGGGACUUCAUUUUCUAGACUUUACCCUCAUGCUCAUCCAUUAGCGGCUGAUUUAUUGCAAAAGAUGCUUGUCUUUGAUCCUUCAAAGAGAAUUAGUGUAACGGAAGCACUUCAUCAUCCGUACAUGUCUUCACUUUAUGACCCGAGAUGUGAUCCUCCUGUUCAUGGUCCACUGGAUAUGGAUAUAGACGAGGAACUAGGUGAAGAUAUGAUAAGAGAAAUGAUGUGGAAGGAGAUGCUUCAUUAUCAUCCUGAAGCUGUUACUACUGCCAAUGCGUAGGUAACAAUAUCUCUCACCACUAUUGAAUUUCAUGUUUGGACAAGGAUUUCUUGUUUAUCUUUUUUGCUCUUGUUGUCUUUCAGUCUAAAUAAGCAACAGGGCAUUAUGUAUUUUUAGAUUUGUACCAUUGAGACCAUCAUGAUUCAAAAACAUUCGAAUUCCACGAGCUUUGUUGUAUAUACUCCUGUUGUCAUUUUA
Molecule: messenger RNA, 1646 nt
Organism: Erigeron canadensis
Lineage: Eukaryota; Viridiplantae; Streptophyta; Magnoliopsida; Asterales; Asteraceae
Product: mitogen-activated protein kinase homolog NTF3-like
Exons: 3
Coding region: 339-1448 (369 amino acids)
Biological process (GO): protein phosphorylation; intracellular signal transduction
Cellular component (GO): cytoplasm; nucleus
Molecular function (GO): ATP binding; MAP kinase activity
Source: RefSeq, a predicted model, not a curated record